Molecule: messenger RNA, 936 nt
Organism: Penicillium subrubescens
Lineage: Eukaryota; Fungi; Ascomycota; Eurotiomycetes; Eurotiales; Aspergillaceae
Product: DUF3431 domain-containing protein
Exons: 2
Source: RefSeq, a predicted model, not a curated record
AUGAGUAUUCCCACGGUCGGUCCUAGGCGACGCAAGCACAUUGCCGGGCUCCUCGUUUUGAGCGUCUCAAUUCUGCUUUUACUCAGGAAUCUAUGCUGGACACCUCCCGCUUCGUUCUCGACCGAAGUCCCUGGCCAAAGUCAGGAAGAUUGCCCUCUCACUGUCAUCCUUGCAGCGGUCCAACGGGACAAUCUAACGGUGCUUGCACAACAAUCUGGGAUCCGGCUUGGUGAUGACCUGGUCAUCUACGUUGCCGAUGACCCGAAUGCGCCCAUUCCCAUGAAUAAGGGUGACGAAGCAAUGGUAUAUCUAUCUUACCUGAUCGAUAACUAUGACGCUCUCCCGGAAUUAAUGGUGUUUAUGCACGCUGGAAGAACCUCAUGGCAUAAUAAUGCCAUAUUGCAUUUCAAGUCUGAGCCGAUGGUUCGGCGCCUCCGCAGGUCUUUUGUCCGUGAUCAAGGAUUUGUCAACCUGCUGUGUGACGAGAGCUUCCGCUGUGCCAAUCUAUUCAAGGCAACUGAUCAAGGCUACCCAUCGUAUAUACUGACUCGUGAGAGGCACGGCAAAGGAAGCUUAGAGAGCCAAUAUGAUAAGUUCCAGGAGAUAUGGGAUGCUAUAUUCCCAAGCCAGCCUAUCCCAUUGUCUCUGGGAUGCCCUGACGGGGCGCAGUUUGCUCUAACGCGCCAGACUGCACGGGGGCUUAAGGCACUGCGGCAGUGGAUUAUUGAUACUCAGCUUAAGUCUUUCCAGGCUGGUGGCGUGUUUGAGCGCACAUGGCAUAUGAUAUUUCAAGGGACCUCAAACUCCGUUGCCUGUUAUAUUCCGCAUGAGUGCUUCUGCUCCCUAUAUGGCAUUUGCUUUGGAACCAUAAGCUCGAGCCCAGACACCUUGCUGAACGAGGCCACCAGCUCUGGAAACGAGAUUUACGAAAUGUCU